This is a messenger RNA of Telopea speciosissima, 1130 nucleotides long. RefSeq lists its product as uncharacterized. Gene Ontology annotation, cellular component: chloroplast. The record is from RefSeq and is a predicted model, not a curated record. The transcript has a single exon. Bases 101 to 1129 code for a protein of 342 amino acids. Lineage: Eukaryota; Viridiplantae; Streptophyta; Magnoliopsida; Proteales; Proteaceae.
UUUGUCACGUUAUCUGUUUCUGUCGAGAAUUGGGAGCCUCUCACUCCCACACACACACUGAAACGAGCAGAGGCAAGAGCCAUUUCUUUUACCCUUUCAAAUGGCUUCCAACGUCCUCAAACUUCAAACACCGACAACUAAAAUUACAAAAGCCACCACUCCAUUGAACCCUUCAACAAGAACUCUCUUCCCAUCUCAACCAACUCCUUUCCGGCAUCAUCACUAUGAACAUCAUCACCUCCACCUCUCCUUAUUGCCCCACAAACAGUUAUUCCAUGGGCCUUUAUUUCUGCAAUCUUCACUCUCAUCUUACACUCCACCCACCACUAAAGAAGAAGCCAUUCUCCAAGCCAAGACAUGCCUCUCAACCACCUUAGAGAAGCCCCUCAACAACCCAAGACUCGCGGCAGGCAAGCUCAGGAAACAGAAUCAGCCCAGGUUCCGAGUCGAGAUCCCAGUCGUCGACGACUCGGCGGAGUCACUAUCCCAACUCGCUCUCGAGGUGCUCGGAGACCUACCCAUUAGAAGAAAAGGCUCCCCGCUUAAGAUCCUAAUUUUAUGGCCCGAUCCCACCUCUACAAGAUUAGCUAACAAAGUUUUCGAGUCUCUUUCAUCGAAAUCAAACCAAGUUGAACAUAUUGACAUUUCUUCGCUCACUGAUUAUGAUACCAGAGUCUUGAAUUCCGCCGAUGUAGCAGUGUUUUUGGCGCCAGAGGCUUCAAAAUUGAAUGUUAUGAAAGCGGUUAGUGACAGUUUAUAUCCGAAACCGGUGGUGGUUUUCAAUCCCAAGUGGGCAUUCGAGGAAGAGAGCGGAUUUGGGGAAUUGAGUAGCUUUGUUAGGUCGUUUGAAGUGGUUUAUUCUUUCAUGGGUUUGGAGGUCAGAGGAGUUCUGAGCAAGAAGAAAGGAGUAGUUUUCAGGAGUGUAAAAAAUGGGGUUUUGUCUGGUGAGAGAUGGGAGGUUUCGGUUGAAGAAGAAGGAGAAUUGAAGGUGAUUUCGAGGUUCAACAAACGACCGUCGAUUGGUGAGGUUGAGAACGUCCUGUAUAACCUGAUGGCCGCCAAUUCGCCUAUUACCAAGUCAGCUAAGUUUCUGAGAGAUUUGGUGUCAAAUGCGAGGGGAAAGAAGUAAG